CCUAACAGCAUUAAAGUAGGCUAAAGACAGGGCGAAUGUGCAGCUCAGUUUGAGACUGGAUUAAGAGUAUCAUACUUAUUGCUUCUUUAACCUUACAUGUAUCAACUGAUCUGGAGUUUCUCAAUACGAACUGCUAACCUGAGCCCGGUAGCCAUUCUCUCUGUGGGAGCUGCAAUCGACGCACCUUUAAAACGGAGUUAACCAUGCCAGCCGAAAACAGCGACCAGGAGAGCAUGCUGAGCUAUCAGAGGCCUGGUGAGGAAGCAGUGGUGGACCAUGGAGGCACCAGCUCAGUUCUGAAUAUCCAUUAUGAGAAAGAAGAGCUGGAGGGUCACAGGACUCUUUUUGUGGGUGUGCGGAUGCCCAUGGACAGACCGUCUCACCGUCAUCACCGGCCGCACAGCUCCAGACACCGCCGCAGAUCUGACAGGAUGAGGGCCGGAGGCUCAGCCCAGGAUGACGACAACUCAGAAAGUACCCCAGGGGCACACGACACUCCAUCCCAGAGGGUUCGGUUUAUUCUGGGCACUGAGGAGGACGAGGAGCAUGUGGCACAUGAACUCUUCACAGAACUUGAUGAAAUCUGUGUUAAAGAGGGCAAAGAUGCAGAGUGGAAAGAAACUGCUAGGUGGCUAAAGUUUGAAGAAGACGUGGAGGAUGGAGGAGAGCGGUGGAGUAAGCCGUAUGUAGCCACACUCUCUCUCCACAGUCUCUUUGAGCUGCGCAGCUGCAUAAUUAAUGGGACCGUCCUGCUAGACAUGAAGGCAGGCAGCAUUGAGGAAAUAGCAGAUUUGGUGCUUGAAAAACAGGAGACGCCUCAUGAACUGGAUGACAGUGUGAGAAUGAAGGUCCGAGAGGCACUUUUGAAGAGGCAUCAUCACCAGAAUGACAAGAAGAGGAACAACUUGCUGCCCAUGGUCAAAACCCUCACAGAAGCCAACAGGAGACAGAGUGAAACUCAUUUUAUGGACAAGACAGGUCCUGCAACAUCUCCUCAGCCUCCAACAACAAGCACAGAUAUAAAGAACGGAGCAACACCAGAGAUUGGCCAGAUGGAUCUCAGCAAGGUGGACACACAUUUCAUGAAAAAGAUUCCAACUGGAGCAGAAGCUUCCAAUGUGCUGGUUGGAGAGCUGGACUUUUUAGAGAGAUCCAUCGUUGCAUUUGUUCGCUUGUCUCCUGCUGUACUGCUGACUGGACUCACUGAAGUUCCCAUUCCUACAAGAUUCCUUUUCAUUUUACUUGGUCCUGAUGGAAAAGCCCAGCAGUACCAUGAAAUCGGUCGCUCCAUGGCCACCAUCAUGACAGAUGAGAUUUUCCAUGAUGUUGCAUAUAAGGCUAAGGACAGGAGGGAUUUGUUGGCUGGUAUAGAUGAGUUUCUCGAUCAAGUGACAGUUUUGCCCCCAGGGGAAUGGGACCCCUCCAUACGCAUAGAACCUCCUAAAUGUGUCCCAUCUCAGGAGAAAAGAAAGAUGCCGGGAGUGCCGAAUGGUACAGCUGUUACUGUUGAGGAAGAGCCGCACGGAGAACACCAUGGGCCAGAACUGCAGAGAACAGGAAGGCUGUUUGGAGGAUUGAUUUUGGAUUUAAAAAGGAAAGCUCCAUAUUAUCUGAGUGACUUUAAAGAUGGCUUGACUCUGCAGUGUGUAGCUUCUUUUCUUUUCCUGUACUGUGCCUGUAUGUCACCUGUAAUCACAUUUGGAGGACUUCUGGGAGAGGCAACAGAGGGACGAAUUAGUGCUAUUGAGUCUCUCUUAGGAGCAUCUAUGACUGGAAUAGCAUACUCUCUGUUUGCUGGACAGCCACUGACUAUACUGGGCAGCACUGGACCCGUCCUCGUGUUCGAAAAGAUUCUCUUCAAGUUCUGCAAAGACUACAAUCUCUCCUACCUGUCCCUGCGCACUUGUAUAGGCCUUUGGACAGCUUUCCUGUGUCUGCUUCUAGUUGCAACGGAUGCCAGCUCUUUGGUCUGUUACAUCACACGUUUCACAGAGGAAGCUUUUGCUGCGCUCAUUUGUCUUAUCUUCAUUUAUGAAGCACUGGAGAAACUUUUCCAUCUUGGAGAAUUGUACCCGAUCAACAGGCAAUCUGAUCUGGACAAACUCACCUUGGCCUACUGUAGGUGUGCAGAGCCUGAUAAUCCCAGUAAUAAAACACUGGAAGUGUGGAAUCAGAGGAACAUCACGGCCUCUGCAGUGUCAUGGACCAAUCUUACUGUAACGGAGUGUUUAGAUCUCCAGGGUCAGUUUAUUGGACCGUCGUGUGGACAUCACGGUCCCUACACCCCUGAUGUGCUCUUCUGGUCAUCCAUUUUGUUCUUUGGUACCUUUUUAAUGUCUAGCUUCCUGAAACAGUUUAAGACUAGCAGAUACUUCCCAACACGGGUGCGGUCAAUGAUCAGCGAUUUCGCUGUGUUCCUUACCAUUGUUUUCAUGGUCCUGAUUGAUUAUAUCAUUGGAGUUCCAUCCCAAAAAUUACAAGUCCCCAGCAAGUUUAAGCCUACACGUGAUGAUCGUGGUUGGGUGAUGAACCCCAUUGGGCGAAAUCCGUGGUGGACAGUACUGGCUGCCUUAAUACCAGCUCUCCUCUGCACCAUUCUCAUCUUCAUGGACCAACAGAUCACUGCUGUCAUUAUAAACCGCAAGGAGCACAAACUGGUGAAAGGCUGCGGGUACCAUUUGGAUCUGCUAAUGGUCGGGGUGAUGUUGGCUGUAUGUUCUAUGUUGGGAUUGCCCUGGUUUGUAGCAGCGACCGUCCUGUCAAUAUCCCACGUCAACAGCCUGAAGCUGGAGUCUGAAAGCUCUGCCCCUGGAGAACAGCCUCGAUUUCUGGGUAUUCAAGAGCAGAGGCUGACUGGACUGUUCAUCUUUCUGCUCAUGGGCUGCUCUGUGUUCAUGACUGGAUUGUUACAGUUCAUUCCCAUGCCGGUUCUCUAUGGUGUUUUUCUUUACAUGGGGGUCUCAUCUCUGAAAGGCAUUCAGUUGUUUGACCGUCUGAAGUUGUUUGGCAUGCCAGCGAAGCAUCAGCCAGACUUUAUUUAUCUCCGCCAUGUUCCUCUGAGGAAGGUUCACCUGUUCACUCUGACCCAACUUACCUGCCUUGUGCUGCUAUGGGUCAUUAAAACUUCCCCUGCCGCAAUCGUGUUUCCUAUGAUGGUCCUGGCUUUAGUGUUCAUCCGUAAGCUGCUGGACUUCUGUUUUUCUAAAAGGGAGCUUAGUUACCUUGAUGAUCUGAUGCCUGAGAAUAGGAAGAAGAAGCUGGAUGAUGAUUCCAAGCAAGCAGAGGAGCAGGAUUCACAGGAGAUGCUGGUGGAUGAAUCAGGGGAAUCGGACAACAAAGACACAGUGCAGAUCCCAAUGGAGAGCAAACCUCUACAUUCUCCUCGAACCCCAGACCCAAGGACUGAUCCCUCUGACAUUAACAUAUCUGAUGAAAUGUCUAAAACUACUGUCUGGAAAUCCCUCAAUUCCAAUAACAUGGACACACAACGCGCAAGCACACAUAAAAAGGAGGUACCGUGAAGUAUCCCUGCAGAAAGAAGAAAUUACCUUCUUAGCGACGGUUGUUUGAAAUUGGGCUGACUUCGAGAAGCAGCCGCGUGCUAAAAACACACAGAUGUUACAGUAGUUCACUCCUUCCCAUGUUUCUCACACACAUGCGUGUUUAUGUAUAGCUGUGUGAGAUAUAUUGGUGUCUCAGUGUGUGUGUGUGUGAAUAUGUGCGACAUAUUCUCCAACCAAAUCCAGGUUAUUUUCAAUGUUUAGUUGGGUUUUAGCAGACAUAGGCGUCUCUGUGCUGUGCUGUACUGUACACGUUUUUUGUUUUUCGUUCGUUGUCUGGUUCUAAGUUGUUUAAUAGCUGUUUAAAUGUUCUCAUUUUAACUAUAUACUUGUAGAUAAUACUGUAUACGUGUGUCAAAGCGUCAAAGCAACAAGUUUGUGUGUUUAAGCCAAACGGCCGAUCAAAAUAAUAACCUCAGUUGAAACUAUUUUGUGCCAGUAUAAAUAGCCAUUACGUACACUAAACACCAUAAACCAAAUCAGUCCUUAUCCACUAUAGACGGACUUGUCUAUUUUUAUUGCGCGUGCUGUACUGAAACUUGUUAAUAUUGAGCAAUAAAGGCUUAUAUGGGUUUAGGGAUGCUGAUGGAGAAGUAUGAUUUCUAUUGCGAGUGUUUUAAACUCCCCUCCCCUUGUAUGAACAGGUUAACAUUUCCAUUAUAUGCUCCAUCCUUUGGGUCUUUCAAGGGUUGAGGGUAAGACUAUUCAGGCUUUCAUUUAAAAGACCUUUACGAGUCACCAAUCCCAGUAAUAAGCCAUCUCGUAUAGACUACCUCCCCAUACUUUUAAAGCUCCCACAAUAGUUUCUGCACUGAAAGAGGUCAAAAAAAAAGAUUGCAUUUUUAACCUCAGCGAAAUAACACUUUAUUUACAGUUGCACUUUGUGUAGAUAUAUAUACCGAUAUGAUUUUAUAUUUUGAAGGGAAUUAUUAUAUAGAGUAUAACAGCGUGAUAGUUAUUUUAAGUAAAGAGUUUUCUUUUUUAUAUAUAUAAAUGUAUUUUAAUAAAAUGAGUUGAGCAGAUGCAGUAAGACACUGGCUGUUAAUGCGAAUGGGUUACAGCUCUAUUUUUUGUUUCUUACAGGACCAGUUGUCUGUAAGUCGCGUGUUUCACCUUAUUAAACUGCCUUCGGGAGAAUGUCAUUAUAUAUAAUCUGGAAUGUCAUUUCAGCUUCGGAAUGUUGAGGAGUAUUGAGCAUUUUCCCAGCUUGACAUUAAACUACUGAAUUAUCUUUAUAAUCCCCUCCAUGGCUUUCUCGUUUAUGGAACUGUUGUCAUUGACUUGAUUGUACGAUGUUAUCUUAAUGCUGGGAUGUGUUCAAUGAGAAUGUCUUUCACUCCAAUAAAUUUUAGAUUUUAUGAAUGAUGAACCUGUUAA
This is a messenger RNA of Danio aesculapii, 4937 nucleotides long. RefSeq names its product solute carrier family 4 member 8 (gene slc4a8). Lineage: Eukaryota; Metazoa; Chordata; Actinopteri; Cypriniformes; Danionidae. Gene Ontology annotation, cellular component: plasma membrane. Gene Ontology annotation, molecular function: monoatomic anion transmembrane transporter activity; solute:inorganic anion antiporter activity; sodium:bicarbonate symporter activity. The record is from RefSeq and is a predicted model, not a curated record. The coding region runs from base 204 to 3521 and encodes 1105 amino acids. Gene Ontology annotation, biological process: monoatomic anion transport; regulation of intracellular pH; transmembrane transport. The transcript has 25 exons.